Messenger RNA from Vicia faba (fava bean), 462 nucleotides. The record is from the annotation of a GenBank genome assembly. Lineage: Eukaryota; Viridiplantae; Streptophyta; Magnoliopsida; Fabales; Fabaceae.
AUGAAUUUGGUGAAGAAGUGUAAGAGGGUAUUGGGAAGCAGCAAGAGAUUGUAUGAUCCACAAGACAGUAGUAGAAGUGGAAGCUAUGGAAAAUUAUCAGACAAGUGUCACAAAAAGCAAAAAGAUAAUACUAAGAAACCACCAAAUGGUUGUGUUUGUGUCUAUGUUGGAGCUGAGAGACAAAGAUUCAUAAUCAAGAUCAAAAUAUUCAAUCACCCUUUGUUCAAAACGUUUUUGGAAGAUGUUGAGAAUGAAUAUGGUUAUAGAAAUGAUGGUCCUCUAUGGCUUCCUUGUCAUGUUGAUUUGUUCUGUGAGGCUGUUGUGGAGAUAGAGAGUGAUGAGGUUGAUAUGGGUUCUGUAGGUUGCAAUUUUCCUAUGGUUCACAAACAUAGCUCGGUUUCCCAUGGUUGCAAUUUUUACUAUUUGAGUUCAUGUGAUGCCAGUUACGAGGUUUUGGUAUGA